AUGCGCCAGACCGCCAAAGCGAAAGCUGAUCUGCUGGAGAAGUAUAGGGCCAAGCAGCAAGAGGCGGCCGAAGUCGAGGCCAAGCUCCUGCGCAUGCUCCAUGUCAGCGUCGACGCCGAGCCCAGCCUUGAUGGUGCCUUUGACGAUGUUUUUGACGAUGGUGAUGACGCCCACGACGACCAUCAGCACCAGGCGGACAAUGCGAUAGACAGCUCAGCCGGGCGUGUGCUGGUGGACAAGCGGGCGGAGAAGCGGUUGCGAGACAAACUCGCCCGGCACAACAAGAACCUGGCCGAUCUGCGGCGCAAGCUGGUGGAGGAGGACAAGCGCGAGCGGGCGCGUCGCCGCAAGGUGCGCGCCAAGCGCGGCGACGCCCUGGCACAGGAAGAGCUGUACAUGGAGGACUGGGAAACCAUCUUGACUCAUACCGGCGCGGAUGACGCCGAGCACUAUCUGGCCAGUGUGCACGAGCGGCGGUUGGAGCACGAGUUUCUGCUGCAGGCCGUGUCCGUCCGCAUGGCGGAGCUGGCCCAUCGCGAGGAGCAAGUGGUGGAAAAGCUCACUCACGCCCUCAAGCUGCAGUACAGGAAGAUCGCCCUGCGCUACCAUCCGGACAGGAGCGACAGCGAGUCGUCAACAGAGAUGUUCCAACUCCUGUCCAAGGCCUACGCCGUGGUCGGCGACACCCAGAAGAGGCGAGUUUACAACGAUAUGGGGAACCACACGCUCUACCUGUGCGUGCACGAGCAGGACAAGGACGAGCUGAGAAUGGCGGACAUCAGGGACGCUAAGAAAGCGAAGAAGAACGGCCAGCACGACGUGCUUCGUAUCACCAGCGGAGCGCCAGCCAAGAUGCGCUGCCCGACUGUCAAGUUCAUCCGCUCGCGCAUUCAUGACUACGAGGGCCACACGGCGCUGCACUGGGCGGCGGAGCUGGGCCUAUCGGAUGCCGUAUCGUGGUUGCUGCGCCAACCGGAUGUGGAUGUCGACAUCGAAGCCUACGACAACGCCCACACGCCGCUGCACGCCGCCGCGUCGCACGGCCACCUCCUCAUCGUCCAGAUGCUCUACCAAAAGGCCGACAAGUCGAAGAAUGUCCGCUAUGACGGUCAAGCCGAUGACGGUGCGGUGCUCUCGCCCGCAUUCCUCGCCUUGAUGAACGAACACUACGACGUCGCCAUGUGGCUGGUCCGGGCCGAAGAUAAGAGGCUCGGCAAGGAGUCAGAUCCGCAGGCGGUGCGCCAGCUCAAGGAGUCGCUCCUGCACCUGGCCGCCAUGCUGGACAGUGUGGAUGUGCUGCGCCUGCUCAUCGAAGGCGUCCACGGCGCGGAUGUCGACGCACGCGACAGCGAGGGCAACACGGCGCUGCACUUAGCCUACCAGGUGGGCAACGACGACGCGGUGGCCUACCUGCGGGACCGGGCCGGGUGUGACGCAGAGGCGGUCAACCACCGUGGCCUUACCCCCGCCCAGCUGACGCCCGGGCACGGCCACGACGAAAGCGAAGGUGACGAGGAAGACGAGCAGAGCGAAAGCGAAGAUAACGAAGCCGGAGAGGAAAGCGAAGACGAAUGCGAAAGCGAAAGCAAAGACUUGGAGCAAGGCCUCCCCGAAGAAGCCCAGGAGAACGCAGAGCAGGCGGUUCAGGAGGAAUGCUACCUGGAGAACCUUCCGCAGGAGAUCAUUCUUCGGGUUUUGGGUUUCACGUACGGGCGGGACGCCUGUGCGAUGCGGCAGACCUCGAGUUUCUUCCAGACGCUGGCGGAGGACAAUGUCCUGUGGCGCACCAUCUUCCUGCGCACGUUUCCCUUCUGCUUCGAGACGGCCCGCAGCCAAACCAACUGGCGCUCGGCUUUCGCCAAUCAAAUCGCGAUGAAGAGGAGGUGCGCCAUCUGCAGUCGGGUGGACCAACUGCGCGUGUGCUCGGGGUGCCGCCUGGUCCACUACUGCGGCCCCGAACACCAGAACUUGCAUUGGCGGGUGAGCCAUCGUGGGUCGUGCGAGGGUCCUUUCCGCCUUCUCUCCGGCGUCAAGCGCCUCGUAGCCGAAGAACGAUCCAAGGAACGCGUGCAAAAGGCGCUCAGCAUCUUUGGGCUGGUUGAGCUCUCCCUCAAGAACGACGCCCCCACCGCCAACCAGGAGGAAUGA
Molecule: messenger RNA, 2148 nt
Organism: Acanthamoeba castellanii str. Neff
Lineage: Eukaryota; Discosea; Longamoebia; Acanthamoebidae
Product: MYND finger domain containing protein
Exons: 11
Coding region: 1-2148 (715 amino acids)
Molecular function (GO): protein binding
Source: RefSeq, a predicted model, not a curated record